AUGAAACUCUUUCUUAUUCUCGCUGUCGCGCUAUGCGCAUACGCCGCAGAAGUGAAAGAGAAGGAAGAGAAAACUGAAACUGUACAGAACAAGGACAAGAGACAAACACAAGACGAACUUGUGGCCACAGACGUAGUAUACAGGGUGCCAAGGAAACAGGAACAAGUCGCGCCCGUUGAAGAACCCCAGGAAGAGGACAGAAUAAGUGGUGGCAAUGAAGAAUAUCGUCCAGGCCAAGUGUUCUCCCUAAACGCUCAAGAGCUGUUAGAACUGCAGCCGGAGAGGAAAUCACCAGUAUCCAAUGACCAGUUGCUUCAGCAGUUGUAUACUCCUCAACAACAAGAGCACAAGCAGAACUUGCAGCAGUUAUAUUACCUCGAGCCUCAACCGCAAGUUGGUAGACAGGUAUCACUUCAACCAUCUCAUGCUGUGAUAGCUCGUCCGUCUUACUCAUCCAAUGGGGGAGAAGCAUCAGUUGGCGCCGCUCUUUCAGUCAGUGACAGUGGAGCUACCCAGACGCAAUCGUUUGAUCAAAAUCUGUUAGGAAUUUUAAACCAGAUUCACCAAGUCAGGCAGGAUGACAAUCACCAACAAAGUUAUUCACAGCUUCAACCAAUUCAACAAACAUCAGCCCCAAAUCUUGCUCCUCAACAAAAUCAACAGGUUGACAGAUACGUAACAAAGCCCGUUAAGAAAACUACAAAAUUGCGUAACAAAGCGCAAAUCAACCCACCACAGGCAUCAGCUGCGCCACAACAGUACUUGAUCGAAACAACCAACGUACAACAGCAACAAAAUCAGCAACCACAACUUCAACAAGUACAGCCACAGCAGCAAUAUCGUCCUGUUGUUCAACAGCAAAGACCCCUACAGGCUCUCCGGUACGUUCCUCUACAACAAGCACAACCAGCCAUUCAACAGAUAUAUUAUGAACGUCCAGAAUCACAAGGGCUAAAGGUUGUUCCUGCUCCCAAACUACAGCAGUUACCGCAGAUCCCGCAGAUCCCGCAGAUCCCGCAGCUGCCACAGCCAAUGGCAAGACCCCAACUUACCUAUAGAAUAGUACCCCAAUACCAACAGCCCGAAGCUACACCAAAACAGUACAGAAUCAUCGAGGUACCCAGGCCACAACCCAUCAGACAAGAGCCCAGACUUCAAGCGGCCAGCGUUGAAAGGCCUAUCACAUAUUUAAAGCGAUACCCAGAGCCAGAAAAGAUGCGUGCUGUUAAAAUAUACGAACCGAUUGAAUUGCCUGUACCUCAACAGCCUGCUCAAAUUAUCGGUGAGCAGUAUUAUAUCCGGCCCGUUUACAGACAGAAUGAGCAGAGGGUGAGAUACGAUUUACCAAUAACGAUGAGACAAAUAGAACAGCCAAGGCCUGUGGAAGCAACGAAAGCUCCUUCUUCGGCUAUAUAUGUGAGCAAAAAUCUUGCUCCUAAGAAAAUAAGACCGCAGCCUGUUAGAACGGAACAGAAUAUCAAAAUUGAGCAGCCGACGUAUGAGCAACAAAGUUCAUCGCCUGUUAGUAUUGAGCAACAAACUCAAAGUUUAGAGGAACAAAGAGCACAAUUGCCUCCUCCUAGAAAUAAUAAAGCAUAUACUCCGGAAGAGUUUGCUGCUUUAGUAGCGGCUGGUUACUCAGUGACACCAAUACCAGUUGGUGCCCACAUAGCUCAAUCGCGAUCUUCAGCAGAACCUGCGCCUCAAACCAAACGGCGACCCAUCUACAGACGACCACAGUAUCUACCUAUAAGAGAUGACGCGCCUUAA
Messenger RNA from Diatraea saccharalis (sugarcane borer), 1770 nucleotides. NCBI's taxonomy places the organism in Eukaryota, Metazoa, Arthropoda, Insecta, Lepidoptera, Crambidae. The record is from the annotation of a GenBank genome assembly.